Molecule: messenger RNA, 826 nt
Organism: Alnus glutinosa
Lineage: Eukaryota; Viridiplantae; Streptophyta; Magnoliopsida; Fagales; Betulaceae
Product: protein LURP-one-related 15-like
Exons: 3
Coding region: 41-694 (217 amino acids)
Source: RefSeq, a predicted model, not a curated record
AGACUCAAUUAUUCCUCUUCAGCUCUUCUCCCUCGUAAUCAUGUCUCAAUUACCAGCCCCAAGUGCACAGUUUGCCGUUCCUGUUCCGGUCAUAGGCCCUCAGUUUUGUGCUCCUUAUGAGGUAACUCUUGCAAUUGUGAGAAGGGUUUUGAAAGUUAUGGACGGCAACUUUGUUGUCACAGACGUCAACGGUGCCGUUAUUUUCAGAGUCUCUCAAAGAAUUAUAUCCCUUCGUAGCCGUCGAGUACUACUUGAUGGUGCCGGAAAUCCCGUUGUCACUCUUCGAGGUAAGAUUACGACUGUCCAUGAUAGAUGGAGAGUUUACAGGGGUGAGAGCGUGGAGGAAAGUGAUCUAAUUUUUAGCGUUAAGCGAACUUCAAUGGUCCAACUAAGGGUCAAGUUAAAUGUGUUCUUGGCAAAUAACACAAACGAAGAAGUUGGUGACUUCAGGGUUGAAGCAAAUUUCUCUGAGAGUUCUUGUGUCGUUUAUACUGGACAAUCUUCCUCAGAAGUUGCCAAGAUGGAACAGAACAAAACUGUCAGAAGUGUUUUGUUCGGAAAAGACCACUUCAACGUGAAGAUUAAUCGUAACAUUGAUCAUGCAUUCAUAGUCGCUCUUGUCGUGAUUCUUGACGCGAUACCAUCACAACUUGCAAUUGCUAGAAGUAUAUUUGAAAUUGCAGUUGGCAGUUGAUCAACUCAUGAACAAAUUGACCGAGUCGUAUCGUACGUGCAUCACCAAUAGUGUUUCAGCUAGUAAUGUUGUAGACUAUUUUAUUUAUCAUUUUAAAGUUGAUAUAACUUUUAAGAUUGAAAAAUGAUAUAC